Paramecium tetraurelia is the source of this 1956-nucleotide messenger RNA. RefSeq lists its product as uncharacterized. The record is from RefSeq and is a predicted model, not a curated record. The transcript is spliced from 6 exons. NCBI's taxonomy places the organism in Eukaryota, Ciliophora, Oligohymenophorea, Peniculida, Parameciidae.
AUGAGUGCUAGUGUUGCAGAUGAUAUAUCAGACAGAGAAAUGAUUGAAUUUUCAGAGGAUGAACAUCUAACCUUCUUUUUCAAUAUUGACCAAGUAACUAAUCCAAUCAAUUCGAAGGUUUAUGGAGAGAUCCCAGGAGUUAUAUAAAAUUAUGGCACUUUUGCAUAAUCACUUUAAGUUUGUCGCUAGCUUUCCAAUCUCAUCAUUAAAAACUCUAUAGCUGAAGCACAAGAGAGAUUCAUUGUCAGAAAUAUUCCAAUUAAUGCUAUAAAUGAAAUUGAAGCUGAAACCAAGUUGUUGUUGAAUGCUAAAUUAAAUGAUGGGGGAAUUGAAGUUGAAUCCUGUGAUUUAAUUGAAGAUCAAGAACCAGACCCUAUCUUCUGUGAUAGAUGGAGAAGAAACAGAAUUUAAAUGAUGAUUGAAGAGGAAACUCAUGAAAAUGAACAAAACGAAGAAAAGUUAACAACUGAUCCCAAUAAGAAUAUUUCUAAAUCCAGACUCUAUGAUACCAAAAAAUAAACUGUCCGACUUCCAACAACACCCUAACCACAACAUUAGAUUGAAUCUAAAAUAAUUUAAAUAUUUUAAGAGGAAUAUGAAGAUGAAUUUGAAGAUAAGUUAAGAAAUGCUAAACUGUAUGAAAUGAAAAAGAAAAAUGAAAUUGAGUAAAAGAAAAAAGAAGAUAAAUUACAAAGUUAGGUAAUUCUAAAUACAUUAUUUGAGAUUGAAAAAAAAGAUGGAGGAACACAGAAAUACACUUAUGAUUUUGAUGGCAAAAUUCUAUUGGCCAGAGCUGUUAAAAUGGAUAAACUGUAACCUACUAAUCAAAAAUUGAAAGUGGAAUUUAAAGAACCUUCAAAGCCUGAUCAAUAAUAAUAACCAACAAAAAAAGGUGGAAAGAGAGAUUCUACCAAAAUUAACAAGCCAUUAUGUCCUGAAUAGGAGAUACCAAAUAGAGUUUUAUAAGAACGCAAAGAUGCUACAAAAGAAGUCAUAGGAGAUAAAGCAUUAAGAAUUGACAAAACAUCUCUAUUUCCUUAUGAAGUCUUCACAAUGAACAAUGGAGUUAAAUUGUACUUUGAGCAUAAAAUGAAGGAAGGAGUAAGGCAUUAAAUAAGUGAUUCCGCAGAACAUUUACAAUAUAAAUUAUCUGGCUCAAACCUACUCUCUGGAGAUGAUGCCUCUUAAUUUGCCUCCUAAAUUAGAUUAACCAGAGCUGAAUAUUAAUUGAUAACUGAUGCCAAGACUCUCCAAGCAACCAAAUCCUAGUUUAUGCCUAGUGAAACUAUCAAUGUUCCAGAACAUGAUCAAUAAAAUACUCAAUAAUCCAUUCUAUUAAAGAAAAAAUUAGGUGAAAUUGGAAAAUCUGAGUUCCCUUAAGAUAAUAAAUAAGUUUAGUUUAACACUGGAUCUAACUAAUUACAACCUUUAAAAAAAGAAGUGCCUUCCUAACAAACUUCUCAAACAGAACGAAUUCAAUUAAAGAAUGUCAAAAUGAUAGAAAAUUUAAUAGUAACUGCACUACCUGAUACUCCUAAAUCAUCCAAAUAGGAAGCUCCUUUACCCUUAAUUCCAGAUGGAGUUUCAAAGUAAUACAAUUCUAAUCAUACUAGGAAUCCUAUUGAUGUUUUCAAUUAAUAGUUAUUAACCUAAAAGGAAUGGGGUAAACAAAUGGGAGGUAAAACUACUUACUUUCCUCCAGUUAGACAAUAAAAAAGAUCGCUGGAAACCAAAGCUAAGAAAGGAAGUUUGGAAUAAAUGUAUAAAAUGCCAAGAGAAAGAUUAGUAGCUUAGACUGGUAGAACAGCUAUGAACUUUUAUAAAUCCAAUUAGGACGGUAAAUUAUUAUAUGCUAUAUAAAUAGGAUAGAAGAAUAUCACGAAAUCUCUUAGUGAGGGAUUGAUGUAAACAUUUUAUACCACUCAUUCUAAAUUUAGUGAUAAACUUAGAUAAUGA